Molecule: messenger RNA, 204 nt
Organism: Caenorhabditis remanei
Lineage: Eukaryota; Metazoa; Nematoda; Chromadorea; Rhabditida; Rhabditidae
Exons: 2
Coding region: 1-204 (67 amino acids)
Source: RefSeq, a predicted model, not a curated record
AUGCCAGAGGAAAUCAUAGUCGACUAUUUGCGAGAUUAUGUGGAGAUGAAGAUAGCCAGACCGAAUCAAUUUGGAGAAAGCGAUGAUAUUGUGGCGAAAGGCGAGUUCAAAAAGAUUCUCCAGAUUGGAUUGCUUACUUAUGCCACUUAUCAACCCGGAUCCGUUCCUGGCGACUGGUUUGAUGCAAUAUUUCAAUUCUCGUAG